This is a messenger RNA of Clonostachys rhizophaga, 1101 nucleotides long. Lineage: Eukaryota; Fungi; Ascomycota; Sordariomycetes; Hypocreales; Bionectriaceae. The record is from the annotation of a GenBank genome assembly.
AUGCCUUCUUCAUUACGGUUCGGCUUAGGCCGCUUCGGCCUCCUUCUACUGGCCACCAGCCAGCUUGUUGUUGCUUCAGUCCCGCUGAACCUCUGCGCCAAGUUCAAUACGGCAGAGACUCCAAGAAACACGAGUAUCUACCAGACGAAUGGACUCUGUAAAGACUUUUGCACGAAAGACUAUGCGUACGCGAUCACGCAGGAACAGCUUUGCUGGUGUUCCAACUACACGCCGUCGAAAUCCGAUCAGGUUGAUAUGGACCAAUGCAAUAUUAAUUGUCCUGCUUAUCCCGAUGAAAAGUGCGGCGGCAAGGGCGUUUUCGGCUACGUCGAGCUUAACGCUCAUCUUCCUUCCGGGACCAGAGGCAGUGAUUCCAGCUCUGCUUCAAGUACUAGUGUAAGUAGCAUUUUCUCUUAUAUCACAAUGACCCCUGGCCCGACACCUGUCCGCUUCACCAGCAGUGUGGCCAGUUCCUCAUCUUCGACUUCCUCCACAACAACCACUACCACGUCGUCGUCGUCGUCUUCCUCGUCUACCUCAACUGCGGAUUCAUCAACACUAACGACAUCGAUAACACAACAGACCUCGAUGAUCCAUACCGUUACUACUGAUACUGGAGGUAUCAUCAAGACGGUUACUAUUAUGCCAACCGUCACCGGCGAUUUAGAGGGUGGCAGUCAAGGAUCAUCUGGCAGUUCAAGCAAGCUUGCAGGUGGUGCAAUUGCUGGGAUUGUCAUCGGCGUUGUCGCUGCGCUACUAUUUGGCCUGGGCCUGGCAUUCUUCCUUUACCGGCGCCGGAAACAGAACGAAAGCAAAGCUGACUACCAAGGCGACCCGAGCGUCCGUGGUAGUUCCUCGGAAAGAAUGAGCUCGAUUCGCCCGGAGAUGAGCAUGACAGGGGCAUCUGCAGCGUCGCCUACGCAGAAUAGUAAUCGAAACAGCACGCUGCAGAUUGACCCUCGUAUGGAUCCAUUCAAGCAGAAUCUAUACGCCCGCUCGGGAAGUCACGAAAGUAUCAACACUCUCCGAGACGAUCAUGAUUAUUCGAGGAGGAUACAACAACCGAAGGUUUUGAGGGCCACUAACCCCGACCCUGAGUAA